AUGAUGACGGCACGUGAUGAUGUAGUGCUUACACUUACAGAGGAUGAUGACGUUCUGGCCGACGGUGGUAUGAGCCGGCGAGAGUUGUCACGUCGACGAAAACUGGCCCUGUUUGCUCACUUCUCCGUCCGCAGCCUGGCUCUCAUCGCCUACCUCUUCUCUUCCUGGUUCACC
Dibothriocephalus latus is the source of this 174-nucleotide messenger RNA. NCBI's taxonomy places the organism in Eukaryota, Metazoa, Platyhelminthes, Cestoda, Diphyllobothriidea, Diphyllobothriidae. The record is from the annotation of a GenBank genome assembly.